AUGAUAAAAAAACGGUUUUUAUUUGUUUUUGCUUUUUUCACAUUAUGGAUACUUGAUUCAUUAUCAACAAUUGAAGCUGUCGCUGUCAUUGGUAUUGAUUACGGAACUGAUUGGUUUAAAGUUUCAUUAGUAAAACCGGGAGUUCCGCUCGAUAUUGUAUUAAACAGAGAUUCUAAAAGAAAAACACAGUCGGUUAUAACAAUUCGCGGCGAAAAAAGAUUAUAUGGCACUGAUGCUGCUAAUAUUGGGACAAGAUUUCCGAGUAAUACUUACUUUAGUCUUAAAAGGCUUCUUGGAAGAUUAGCAGAUGAUAAGUAUGUACAAGAAUAUCAAUCACACUUUUUUAAUAAAAUAAUAAAAGAUCCGAUAAGAGGAACUGUUUUAUUUCAACAUAAUGAAACAACAACAUUUUCAGUUGAGGAAUUGGUUGCAAUGCAAUUAUCUUAUGCUAAAGAGCAAGCUAAAGUCACUGCACAAGAAGAAGUUAAAGAUAGCAUUAUUACUAUAGAAAAUUUACAUGAAGAAAAAGAUUUUAGAAUUACAAUUUCAAGAAAAGAAUUUGAAGCUAUUACAGAUGAUUUGAUCAAGUAUGUUGAAGCUCCUUAUACCACAGCAUUGAAUAAGGCUAAUUUGACAUUGCCUGAUAUAAAAUCUUGUGUGUUAGUUGGUGGUGGUAUCCGUGUACCAGCUGUUCAAAAUAUGCUUAAAAGGCUUGUUGGAGAAAAUAAAAUUGCACAAAAUCUUAAUGGAGAUGAAGCGGCUGUUUUAGGUGCUGGUUUUAGAGGUGCUGGAUUGAUUCAUCAGUUUAAAGUUAAAGAACCUUUAGGAGAAAAAGAGAAGCUUAAUUCAAUUCAACGAUUAACUGCCAUGGGAAAGGCUGAUCAUGAACGUCAUGCUUGUGAAGAAGCAAAGAAUCAUUUGGAGUCUUAUGUUUACAAAUCACAAAAGUUUCUUGAUGAUCCAAUUGUUAAAAAAGUUAGCACUGAUGAGCAACGUUCAGAACUAUUAAAAAGGUUAUCUGAAACAUCGGAAUGGCUGUAUGGAGAAGGUGAAAAUGCAUCAAUUGAUGAAUUUCAUUCACGUCUUGACGGUUUAAGAUUAUUAGAGAAACCAUUCUUAUUUAGAAAAGGAGAGUUUAUUAAACGUCCUGGUGCAAUUUCUUCACUUAAAUCACUUAUUGACAAAAGAUGUGGAUUUGUACGACAAAGAAGAGCUAACUUAAUUCCUAAAAUAACGCAUUAUACUGAUGAAAAUAUUGAUAAGCUAUUAAAUGUUUGUGAUAAAGUUGAAAAUUGGCUUAAUGAAAAGUUGGCAGAGCAAGAAAAAACUGCCCCCCACAUUGACCCUGUUUUCACUACAGAUGAUGUACAAAAGAAAGCAAAAGAAAUUAACCGUGAAUUUUCAAACUUGGUGAAAAAAUCAUCAACAGUAAAAAGCUCUACAACCACCAUUGCCACCACAACAAUAAUCAAUGCCACUGAUGAAAGUACAGAAUAUGCCAAGACAUACAGUACAACAACUGAUUCAAUAACUCAGGAGACUUCAAAUGUUACAAUAUCAUCUGACACUGAAACAACAACAGGAGCCAUUGAACCCAAGACAACUGAAAUAUUGCAU
Molecule: messenger RNA, 1617 nt
Organism: Entrophospora sp. SA101
Lineage: Eukaryota; Fungi; Glomeromycota; Glomeromycetes; Entrophosporales; Entrophosporaceae
Source: the annotation of a GenBank genome assembly